Corythoichthys intestinalis (scribbled pipefish) is the source of this 3298-nucleotide messenger RNA. Its product is annotated as extracellular superoxide dismutase [Cu-Zn]-like. Gene Ontology annotation, molecular function: copper ion binding. The record is from RefSeq and is a predicted model, not a curated record. Gene Ontology annotation, biological process: superoxide metabolic process. Lineage: Eukaryota; Metazoa; Chordata; Actinopteri; Syngnathiformes; Syngnathidae. The transcript is spliced from 3 exons. Bases 104 to 742 code for a protein of 212 amino acids.
GUCAAACAUCUUUUUUUGCCACACGGUCCUUACAGCACCUCCCGAGUGAAAGUGCAUCUUUAAUAGGAUCCGUUGCGUUUUUUACAGUAUUGGUAAGAUAACAAUGCAUCAGUAUUGGUCAAAACUUAUUGCGGGGGCAUCACUUCUGUUUGUGCUGUCAGUCAGUCAGUGUGCCUCAGCCACAACCGACACCUUGGCUCCAGCUGAGGUCUGGCAGAACAAUGGCACUCUGUAUGCAGCCUGUAAAAUGAAACCAAGUUCCACACUGGCUGAGGGUUUGCCCAAAGUCUAUGGCCAAGUGCUUUUUAGGCAGGAUUAUCCUCAUGGAAAGCUUAAAGUCCUUCUCCGGUUCCACGGAUUCCCAAGUGAGAGGCAGCCAGAGCCCAGAGCUGUGCACAUUCAUCAGUAUGGAGACCUGCAGCGGGGGUGUGAGACCACCGGAGGCCAUUACAACCCUCGAGGCGUCCAGCAUCCCAACCAUCCUGGAGAUUUUGGACACUUUGUGCCCCAACAGGGCAAAAUCAAUACAAUGUUUGAGUCUGAGGCCACCCUAUUUGGCAGUCUGUCUGUGCUUGGAAGAGCAGUGGUUGUUCAUGAGAAGAGGGAUGAUUUUGGACGUGGGGGGGAUGCCGGCAGUCUGUUACAUGGAAAUGCAGGACGCAGGCUCGGCUGUUGUGUUAUCGGGAUUACAUCCUCCAAUCUCUGGAAUACAUACUCCAGGCAGAAUAGGCGCAGAAUUUAACUUCACAAUAUUCCAAAAUUUUCAAUUAUUGAAUGAAUGAAUUAAACAUUCAUUUAAUGGAGUAUUUAAAGCUUCUGCUUAGGCAUGUGCCGGUAUGAUAACCUUAAGCCAAAAUAUCCCGGUUUCACGGUAUUGCAAUUACAACUCUAAAAUGAGUUACAUUGAGAUAUUUGGGCUAAAAAUCAAAACUUUUUUUUUUUUUUUUUACAUUGAACAGGAUUUUUAUUUUCAAAACAUACUAGUAUUCGCAAAUUGGAACAUACUAGUACGUAUAAUGUUACUUUAAAAAUAAAUAUUUUAAAUAAAAUUAAAUGCAGUCCUUUAGGUGAGCCUAAACCCACAGCUCAACAUUAUUACCAUCAGAACAAAAAUAAUAGAUUUAAAAAAAAAAAAUUAUUAAAAAAAGCACAUGUGUAUGACUCGUACCAUGUUUACCUUAUAUACACACUCUCUUUCUAAACACAGACAGUUGCCAAAGAAAAAAAAAACACUUUUUACCACCGCUAGACACACUAAUAAACACGCUGGAGUUAACUCUCGUAGCUGGUGGGACAUGUUCAUGAGUUUUUACCAACCUUUAAUUUUGUAUAAAUGCGAACUCAUAUUGGAGGUGUUGCCUCCUCUGCAGCCAUCCUCCGCAAACCUGUUUUACAUGUUGGUUGGCCCGGUAGGGGAGCGUUGAGCCUUGCAGCUGCAAGUGCGGGAUUUCUCCCUGCAUUUUUAGGACAUAAAAAUAGCUAAUACCUUAGGGACGGUAUGACGGAAAAUUUUUGCGGUUUUGAAACCGUGUCAUUUUUAUACCACAGUAUACCUUGAAACCGGUAAUUGGCACGUCUACUUCUGCUACUUGCACUAGUCAAACUAGCCGACAUUUAGGUUUAUCAAGUUAAGUCAAUCAUAAAAUCGACACAUAUCGAUCCAUUCCUCCCAGCAUUCCUGAAGAUGUGUGAAAAGUGCUUUAUUUUGCAGAAAUAAAUACAUAUUCUACAUAGACAAAACCUGUUUAAAUUUUACAGUUAGUGCUUUCACUACACAAGGACCAGUGCUGGUAAAUGAAAUACAAUAUUGCCUCAUUGUCCACAAAAGAAAAUAAAAACCCCUGACCUAUAGAACUAAGAGGCAAGUGUGCUAACAGCUCACCACAGUGCAACCCUGGUGUGUAUCAUACAGAAACAUAAAAAGUGUACGUUACUCAUAUUUUUGUUCAGUGUUACCAGAUUAAUGCUUGCAAACUACAAAAUCAAUAGACUGGCAAGUUCACCAUGAGCAUUUAAAUGACAAUAAAUAGCAAAGGUACUGCAACUAUCAGUUUUGUUUCGGAGUGUUUUUUUCCCCCACUGUUUAUUUUUUCCCAAGGUUUAUUGAAUAAUUGGUCAAAUUUUGUGUUAUUCCCCUAUGUAUUAAUAACUCAUCUUAAAUAUGAAACUGUGGUCUUAAUGAAACUAAUUAACUGAAUGCUUUGUAGCCCAAUUUUAGUAUAGUAGCGCUUUCUAAAAUGAGAGUGCUUAUCAACGGGACUCUUUGCUUUAAAGCACUGUAAUUCUAAAUCAUUAUGCGCUUCCUUAAAAAAACAAAACAUUAUAGGUUGAGUAAAUAGCAGCCUCUAGAAGUAUUCUGGAAUGUACAGUGCCGGUGUGGAAGCACAACUGUUUCGUGUGAAGCUUGUAUCAAACCGAACACACAAAAUCGUUUGUCCCUAUCGGAAGCUCUUCAUCUUGCCGACUGUCCUGCUCUUUUUCAAAUGGUAAUGAUGUGGCUGCAUGUGCUGAAAUAUUGACGUGUUCCUCUAUUAUGAUGCAUUCCGUUUCGGCACUCUCAACACUGCCUUCGUCUUGAUUGUCUCUUUUGAGGUUGGAUGUCACGCACGGUCGCUCCGAGGUGUUUGACAGCAGGGGUGUAUUCACGUCUACUGAAGAGGAGAGCUCACCACCUGCUUCUUCGUCAUCAUUUGACUGGUCAUUUUCAUGAAGCUCAUUGCUGCUUGGCAAAUUUAAUUCAGGGCGAGAUGAUUCUUCCUCUGCUGAAGGGGGCGACGAGGGCGGCAGUUCUGCUUGAGUUUCAGUCUCUUGUAUUGGCUGUUCUGAAGAACUCAGUUCCGGCUCUCCUGUUAGUAGGUUCCACAACCCUGACGUCUCCAAUGUUUUCAGCUUCUUCUCCAAUUCUGAGACACGAGUCCCAAGAACCCUGACGACAAGGCAUCUGUUAAUAAACAAGUUUGCGAAAUAUGGAAUGAUAAUGGUCAGUACUUGUUAAUUUGUCGCUGGUGCUGAAUCAACAUGUUCUUCUCGUGGAUGGUUUCCAGCAGAGCGGUGGCCAGAGACUUGAGGUCCGAGAUUGACUGGGCGGUGACGGGAAGCGUGCACCCGCUAUCAUCACAAAGUAGUUCUUUCACUGGAUACAAACACACCAGAUAUGACGGUCAAGCUUUCCCCUCACACAAACACAUGUCACAGACAGAGAAUUCCAAGUCAUGCUGGAGUGUAGAGUGAAUGACAUCACACCUUGCUUGGCUGACAGCACCCCAGUUAGCGCACUGCUGUUUGGCUUUCCACAAAC